Boleophthalmus pectinirostris (great blue-spotted mudskipper) is the source of this 2126-nucleotide messenger RNA. RefSeq names its product growth hormone regulated TBC protein 1a (gene grtp1a). Lineage: Eukaryota; Metazoa; Chordata; Actinopteri; Gobiiformes; Gobiidae. Bases 298 to 1341 code for a protein of 347 amino acids. The record is from RefSeq and is a predicted model, not a curated record. The transcript has 9 exons.
UGUCCCGGGGCAGAUUCACGGGCAGACCUCACAACUCCUAAAUCUUCAAAGAAAUUCUCUGAAAAACUCCCGUGGAGCUGUUUCGGGAUUGCACCGCGGACAGGCCUCUCCCAUUUCUUUGUUUUGAGUUUUCUGGGCGGAAUCCAAGCUACUUUUUGACUCACAGACCGUCGCACAACAGGUGCAUUUGGAUGGCGAUAAACCCGAAGCAAACUCCAGCAGCUCCGCACAGGGAUUUGAAAAACAUUGCGGUGAUUCCACUUAAAGCAGCCGAGUUCGAGUGGAGCAAAUCGGGUCAUGGAUAGUAAGACGUACCGGGCUCAGGUCGACAACAGCCAAGCGAAAGAAAGGAUCGGCAGUGUGGACCCCUAUGGCUUCGAGCGCUCUGAAGACUUUGACUACAGCUCGUACGAGGAGAUCAUGUCCCAUUACCUCACCAUUCUCACUCGCAGAUCCAUAAAGUGGUCCAAACUCUUCAAAGGCAAAAACAGAGUCCAGAAGAAUGCCAAAUUAAAACGUUAUGUUCGUAAAGGCAUUCCCAACGAGCACCGGAGCCUAAUCUGGAUGAUGGCCAGUGGGGCUCAGGAUCAAAUGGAGAAGAACCCAGGAUUUUACCAGUCACUGCUUUCAGCACAACAAGACCCUAAACUCCUGGAGACCAUAAGCACAGACCUAAACAGAACAUUUCCAGACAACAUAAAUUUCCGUAAGAUGUCAGACCAGUGCCAACUGAAAUCCCUGUACAAUGUGCUGCGGGCCUAUGGGCAUCACAACCAGGCUGUGGGCUACUGCCAGGGAAUGAACUUUAUUGCUGGUUAUCUGCUUAUCAUUACUAAAGAUGAAGAAAAGUCCUUCUGGCUCAUGGAUGCUCUAAUCGGAAGAAUAUUGCCAGAUUAUUACACUCCUGCCAUGCUGGGGUUAAAGACAGACCAGGAGGUUUUGGGGGAGCUGGUCCGUCAGAAGGCGCCGGGGGUCUGGAAGACGAUGAUGGACAAUAACGUCAUGUGGACUCUAGUGGUGUCACGCUGGUUCAUCUGCCUGUACAUAGAUAUUCUGCCAGUAGAGACGGUCUUGAGGAUUUGGGACUGUCUGUUUUAUGAAGGCUCAAAGAUCGUGUUCCGAGUGGCUCUGACCCUGAUCCACCAUCAUCAGGCUGAGAUACAGAGGGCCCAGUCUCUGCCCGACAUCUGUGAGGUUUUCAAACACAUCACGCGCGGGCCCUUUGUCGACGAGUGCCACAUCUUUAUGCAGAAAAUCUUCACAGAAACUGGAAGCCUCUCUAUGGCCACAUUGACCAAACUGCGGACCAAAUGGCGAGCACAACUGACUGAUGAAUCCUGAUCCAAGCUGCUGGAAAACUUUUAACACAUUCCCAAAUAAGAGACUUUGCACCUUUUUACAUCCACCUUCUUCAAACGAUAGAUACUACUGACUUCACUGUCUUAAUAUGAAUGCAAUGAAUGUAGAAAAUGUUUGUUAAUCUGACAUGUAGCUUAGUCUUACUUAAGUAGGAUUAUUUUCUAUCAAGCUGUGGAUACUACGCACUUUAAUAUGUCAAACACUGUAAUAAAAAAGAGGUAAUUUGAAUCAUGUUUUGAAAUUUUUUUUACUGUUUUUGACCAGCAAUGCAAGUUGAGAAAAUAACGAGUAGUACAUGAAUAGGAGUUGUCUGGUCCUAAAGAAUUUCAAGACUUAAUAUGAAGUUUUCUAAAUGAGAAUUAUUGUGAAAACGGCGACAUGUUUGAAUAUAAGAUAGAUAUACUAUCUUCAUAUUUUGCCAUGUGUCAUUAUUAAGUUUUGAAGGAAACGUAUGGAAAAUUAACUUUGUACCUUAAAAGCAUAAUAUGGAUUCUUUAAAGGUGCACUGUGUAACUUUUCUGGUCUGCCACCUGCUUGUCUUCAUGGUGAUAUUACUUUGCCUGGGAUAUUCCAGAGUAUGGCAUUAGACACAUGUCUUGUAUUUAUUUAUUCAGUUACUUUUUAUUUCUCAAAAAUAUCGCAAAAAUAUGCAUUAUUACUGUAAGCAGGUCCACUUCUCCACAGAUCUGACCUGUGACUCGGCCUGGUGAUGUGAGCUGCUUGUCUCUAUGGGGAUAGUUAAAGAAAAUGCCAUACUGUAAAACAUU